AGCUUACGUUCAGUGGGACUGUGAGUCUGAAUCGGGGGCCCCGUUCGUUCCUGGUCUGCGCGCUGAAGGUCCCGGCACCAGAUGAGAGGGACUCCCUCGUCCUGGGCGUCUACGUGACGCCCGAGAAGGCAAGCUCGAUCACGUCUGCAUGCCCUGUGCCAGCUUGGAUGGUAUCUAUUGUGUCUGAUCAGAGUGCUGCCAACAUGAUCGUCAAUCAGAGACUCACCAAGCUCGAGUUGCCUUCUCACCUGUGUAUCCCGAGUGCUUCUACCAUCACGAUCCAGGUUACCUACCUCUCGCCGUCGACGCCUGUCAGCGCCGAGGACAGCGGGCCCACGCAGCUCACUCGGGUUGAGCUUGGCGGCGAGGUCCAGGCGAAGAGGAGGCAGUCGAGAUGUGCCAACCAGCCACCGAGUGAGGUAUCGUCGGUUUUCGGUGCCAGUGCUGCGUCGGCCUCGAUGGCCAAGAGAGCUGCCGCCAGUGCUCAGUCUGGCGCGGCGCCGGGCAGCGGCGGGCCUUCGGCAGCUGUGCGCGGCGCGAAGAAGGAUAAGCUAUUCCAGCAUCUGUUGAAUUAAGCGCAGUCGUGUGGUUUGUUUGUUUUUCAGGUUGCUCCCCUCGCCCUCACCCCCGCUUC
This is a messenger RNA of Prorocentrum cordatum, 634 nucleotides long. The record is from the annotation of a GenBank genome assembly. Lineage: Eukaryota; Dinophyceae; Prorocentrales; Prorocentraceae.